Messenger RNA from Quercus lobata, 1815 nucleotides. RefSeq names its product Lung seven transmembrane receptor family protein. Gene Ontology annotation, cellular component: membrane; Golgi apparatus. Bases 62 to 1615 code for a protein of 517 amino acids. NCBI's taxonomy places the organism in Eukaryota, Viridiplantae, Streptophyta, Magnoliopsida, Fagales, Fagaceae. The transcript has 5 exons. The record is from RefSeq and is a predicted model, not a curated record. Gene Ontology annotation, biological process: transport.
CUAGAGAGAGAGAGAGAGAGAGAGAGAGAGAGAGAGAGAGAGAGGGAAAUUAGGGAGAGGCAUGGAUUUAGGGUUUUUGAUUGUAGCGUUGUUGAUGUGCGUAAAUGGAGUGAGGGGUUCGAUCCACGAAUACAGAAACGAAGGGUUUAUUCCACAGUCAAAUGACUCAAAUGCUUUCUUCUUCCAUGGUGGCAGUGAAGGCCUUUACGCUUCUAAGCUCCUCCACUCCUCCAUUUCCCAAGAUACUGGCAACAACAAUAACCCUACCCUUAAGGGCAAGUCCUUCAUCAGGUUUGAAACUGUUACUUUUGUGAGGACGGAAGAGUCUGCUAGUAAGCAGCCUGAGAUGCAACAGAACACGGGGUUGGUGGAAGCUAUCAUACUUGAGGUAAAAGACAGGAAAAGGAUUGGAGGUUCUUUCCUAAACUCCAAUUUGAUAUGCUGCAACCCGAGGCUUGCAGAUGCUGGAUCCUGCAAAUUAGGAGAGGUUAUUAUACAAAAAAAUAAGGAUAAUCCUGACUGGCCUAAACGCAUUAAAACCUUCUUUGCAGGAAAUAAUAGAGAAACUAAAGUAGAUACCCUAGAUGUUGAAAUAAAUAGUACUGGAAUGUACUACCUUUAUUUUAUGUUUUGUGAUCCGAAUCUUAAGGGCACAUUAAUCAAAGGAAGAACUGUGUGGAGGAACCCAGAUGGUUAUUUACCUGGGAAGAUGGCUCCUUUGAUGACAUUCUAUGGUUUCAUGUCUUUAGCUUACCUUGUACUUGGUCUACUCUGGUUUCUAAGGUUUGUUCAAUUCUGGAGGGAUAUUACACAAUUGCACUACCACAUUACAGCUGUAAUUGCUCUAGGAAUGUGUGAAAUGGCCGUCUGGUACUUUGAAUAUGUCAAUUUCAAUUCAACUGGACGUCGACCUAUGGGCAUUACUUUGUGGGCUGUAACUUUUAGCUCUGUAAAGAAGACUUUGUCUCGCCUUCUUCUUUUGGUUGUAUCAAUGGGCUAUGGUGUGGUGAAGCCAACUCUCGGUGGUUUAACCUCUAGAGUACUUCUUCUUGGUGCAGUAUAUUUUUUUGCAACGGAGGCACUUGAGCUAGUUGAACACUUGGGGAACAUUAAUGAUUUUUCUGGAAAGACAAAGUUAUUUUGGGUCCUACCUGUUGCUUUCCUGGAUUCCUGCUUUAUUCUGUGGAUUUUCUCAUCAUUAUCAAGAACUCUAGAAAAACUUCAGGUAAGGAGAAACACGGCUAAACUGGAACUCUAUCGCAAAUUUACUAAUUCUCUUGCAGCAUCUGUGCUGCUCUCUAUUGCUUGGAUUGGCUUUGAGCUAUACUUCAAUGCAACUGACCCUUUGAGUGAGCUGUGGCAAAUUGCCUGGAUCAUUCCAGCGUUCUGGAUUCUACUUGCGUACUUUCUCUUGGUGGUAAUAUGUAUCCUCUGGGCUCCUUCACGUAACCCAACUAGAUAUGCAUAUUUAGAGGAGACAGGAGAUGACUUUGAUGAGGAGGGUAUCUCAUUGACAAGUGGUGCAUUGGUGAGCGGGGAUGUGGCGGGUAAGCUGGAAAGGAAGGGCCUGAGUGCUGGGCUUGGAGAAGAUCUUGAGGAAGAUAAGCGAGAAUAGAUGUUUACCUGCCCCUGUACAAUGGAACUCUUCGUUUGCUAUCUAGGAAUCCCUGUAAAUCUCAAUAUUCAAUCUGUCCGUAGAAAGGGCUUGUAAAAAAGACCAAAAAAUUGCAAUACUGGUAAAAUCUAAUAGUCGAAACUGUAAGGGUCUGACCAACAUUAACUUGUGGAACGAAACAAAAAGAGAAUUUUAGUAAA